AUGAUGGAGCUGUGGACUGGAGAGGUUCCUGUAAGGUGUCAGGAUGUGGCGGUCUAUUUCUCCAUGGAGGAGUGGGAGUAUAUAGAAGGACACAAGGAUCUGUACAAGGAGGCCAUGAUGGAGGCUCCCCGGCCUCUGACAUCACCAGAUGCACUCAGAGAAAGAAAUCCCCCCGAGAGAUGUUCCCGUCCUCUGUAUUCCCAGGACUGUCCAGAGGAGAAGCUCCCAGAGAACCAUCAGGAUGAAAAUCUGAUUGUUAUUAAGGUUGAGGUUAUGGAAGAAGCAGAAGUGAAGACGGAUUUAUGGGGCGAUCAUCAGUAUGAACUCAUAGAAAGAAAUCCCCCCGAUAGAUGUCCCCGUCCUCUGUAUUCCCAGGACUGUCCAGAGGAGAAGCUCCCAGAGAACCAUCAGGAUGAAAAUCUGAUGGAUAUUAAGGUUGAGGUUAAAGAAGAAGAGGAGAUGGAUUUAUGGGGCGAUCAUCAGUAUGGACUCAUAGAAAGAAAUCCCCCCAAGAGAUGUCCCCGUCCUCUGUAUUCCCAGGACUGUCCAGAGGAGAAGCUCCCAGAGAACCAUCAGGAUGAAAAUCUGAUUGAUAUUAAGGUUGAGGUUAUAGAUGAUGAUGAAGAGGAGAUGGAUUUAUGGGGCGAUCAUCAGUAUGGAAUCAUAGAAAGAAAUCCCCCCGAGAGAUGUCCCCGUCCUCUGUAUUCCCAGGACUGUCCAGAGGAGAAGCUCCCAGAGAAGCAUCAGGAUGAAAAUCUGAUUGAUAUUAAGGUUGAGGUUAAAGAUGAUGAUGAAGAGGAGAUGGAUUUAUGGGGCGAUCAUCAGUAUGGAAUCAUAGAAAGAAAUCCCCCCAAGAGAUGUCCCUGUCCUCUGUAUUCCCAGGACUGUCCAGAGGAGAAGCUCCCAGAGAACCAUCAGAUGACAAAUCAGGGGGAAGAUCUGACUGAUAUUAAAGUGAAGGAUGAGGAAGAGCUGAUGAUGGGCGAUCCCCCGUUAUUCAUAGGUCGACUCGAGAGGAUUCACCCGCCAUUUCUCAUAGCGUUUUUGAAUAUUUUUCAGUAA
Molecule: messenger RNA, 1062 nt
Organism: Bufo bufo (common toad)
Lineage: Eukaryota; Metazoa; Chordata; Amphibia; Anura; Bufonidae
Product: zinc finger protein 282-like
Exons: 13
Coding region: 1-1062 (353 amino acids)
Biological process (GO): regulation of DNA-templated transcription
Source: RefSeq, a predicted model, not a curated record